This is a messenger RNA of Oxyura jamaicensis (ruddy duck), 4568 nucleotides long. RefSeq names its product zinc finger protein 648 (gene ZNF648). Gene Ontology annotation, cellular component: nucleus. Gene Ontology annotation, molecular function: RNA polymerase II transcription regulatory region sequence-specific DNA binding; DNA-binding transcription factor activity, RNA polymerase II-specific. The transcript has 6 exons. NCBI's taxonomy places the organism in Eukaryota, Metazoa, Chordata, Aves, Anseriformes, Anatidae. The record is from RefSeq and is a predicted model, not a curated record. Gene Ontology annotation, biological process: regulation of transcription by RNA polymerase II. Bases 948 to 2114 code for a protein of 388 amino acids.
CAGGCAGCAAGGCGGGGCCUCGCACGUCAGCGGCGGGCAGCUGCCGGGGGCUGCCGAUGGUCCCGGCAGAAGAUGGCGGCCGCCGGCCGGCCCGGGCCCUGAGCAGCGCCGAGCCCGCUCCGCCCGCGGGGCCGAGGCCGCCGGGGGGCAGCGCCAGGCCCGGGCCGCACGGAAUCUGACCUGGAAGAAGCCAGCCAUGAAAGGUCACGGGAAUUUGUACUGCCUGUCUCCACAGUUACUAACAAGUGCGUUCCUGCUGGACCAUCAAUUUGACCAGAAGUUCAUAUAGAGCUGCAGUCUGAAGAAGAGGAGGAGACCUUUGAAACUCGCCACCAGAAACAUAGUUCAGCCACCCCUGGGGUUUUUGACACCUCCAGUACUUAGACCUGCAGCGUGAAGAUGAAGAUUUAGAGCGCUGUUCCUCUGAACGCUCAGAGGAACCUCGAUGGAGAAGCAAGGAUGAUGCAAGCAUCAUUCUUAUUAAUGCUUUUGGGAGGAGGACCUGGAACCCAUCUCUAGAGAUGCUUUGACUUACAGGAGAAAGAAAUGCAAUGCCUCUUUCCGGGAUGCAAAUACCCAUUCUGAAAACCUGUGAGCUUUGUUAAGGAGAUCCACCGAGACAGCCGUCCAGUGCUCAACAUAACUGCAAUGCUGGGGCAAUCUCUGCAAAGUUACGCAGUGGUGCUGGAGAGUGAUGAUGGCUGCAGGAAGCACCGCACCGGUGAUUGAAAGCUCCCUGUGGAGCUGCUGUCAUCAGAGGCUGCUGGGACAAAUCUAGAAAACCUUGCAAAUUCACAGCUUGGUAUGGCAUAAAUGAAAACAUCUUCCUCACAAGAAGGGAGGACUGUAAGGAGAGCUGAGAAUGAGGACUUACCAUGAAAGACUUGACUCUCUUGGCAUACGCAUCAUCAACGAGCUGCAGGUGAACACAGCGUACACAUCAGAGGAUGGAUGUGAAGGUGGACUGGGGCUCUGAGAGUAACACUUGUGACACAGGUGAGAAGCAGUCAAAUUACUCCAGAAAGCCCACUGAGGACGUGGGCCACAAACCUGACCUUCAGGAGGAGGUAGACAUGAAUUACUCAGAGACAUCCAGCCCUUGUUGCAACUCUGCUGGCCUGCCAGGUAAGCAGGAGCUUCCAGCAGAGUUGCAGAGUGAAGACAAGGAAACCUAUGAGACCUGCUACCAGAAACGAGGUGAGAGCACAGCUGGGAUAUUUGUCCCCUCCAGUACCAACUUUGACCUGCAGUGUGAAGAUAAAGAUGCAGAGCGCUGUUCCUCCGAGCGUUCCAAGAAGCCACGGAGAAGAGCACGUGGUGACAAUGAAAAUGCCAUUCUUGGUGGUGUGUUCGAUGAGGAUGUGGAACCCAUCUCUGGAGAAGCUUUGCCAUAUCGGUGCAAGAAGUGUGGUGCCUCUUUCCAGGGUAUGAGCGAGCUGCAGGAACAUAAGCAAACUCACCUCGUGGAAAACUCCUAUCGAUGUCCUGUCUGUGCCAAAGAGUUCUUUCGCGCGGCCAAUUUGCGAAUGCACAAGCUGAUCCAUUCUAGUGACAGGCCGCACAAAUGUCCGGAGUGCGACAAGGGUUUCAUUCGCACGGCUGAUGUCUGGAGGCAUCUACGCAACGUGCACAAGAUAGAGCGCUCCAUGGUGAUUUUGGGAAAUGGCAUGGCCAGGAACCCAUGGUCGAUCGUGCACCGUAACCAGCAGACUGUUGAGUACACCGACCAGCCUUGUGCAGAGAACCACAAGGCUGAGGAAGAAGACUGUAAGCCUUACGCCUGUCCGACGUGCGGCAAAGGUUUCGAUAAACCUAACCUCCUUUCCAAACACAAGGUGAUCCACCGGCAAGAGAAGCCCUAUAAGUGUCAGGAAUGCGGCAUGGCAUUCGUGCAGCUGCUCAGGCUGAAAAGACACCAGCAGACUCACUCCGGGGAGCGCCCCUUCUACUGCGAGGAGUGCGGAGGGACGUUCACCCGGCUGGCAUCGCUCCAGCGCCACCAGCGCAUCCACACCGGUGAAAAACCCUACUCCUGCGACUACUGUGGUCACUCCUUCACUGAGUCAGGUACCCUCCGGAGGCACGAGCGCACGCACAAACUGGACAAAUCGUAAUUCUUUGUUCGUUUGUGGCUGCAGUCUCCUUUGGUUGCUUCUUAACCUGAAUGAGGCCUGUUAGAGAGGCCUGGGGAAAGCACUCCGCUGCAUGCACUACAGCCAGUCUGGACCCACUUGAGCGGGGAGCUCAGGAACUUGUGCUGGUAGAGCUUGCACUUACUGGCUUUAAACUGUCUUUGCGUGAAUAAAUAGCUAAAUUACCAGUGAGUAACGAAAUGUGAGACUUGUGAAGACUGAAAUAGCUCACAUGUGCUGGCACUGUGUCACCUCUGUGAAUCGGAGAUGCAUCUGCUUGAGCUUUUUGCAAGGAUGCAUGGGCUAUGAAACUGCUCUCUGCAGUCUUGGUCACUGGACAGAUUGGCCCUGCCCUCUUGAGUGUGAUGACUCCUUGGCGCUGGGUCUGGAGAUCUGUUGUUGCAGGUCUCUGCUAAGCCGGAACAGUCCAUGGUUGUUCUUGCAUCCUUCUUGCAUUCUGCAGAGUUUUUCUUUCCGUUAUGUAUUUUUAUUUGGAGGGGAAGUAUCAUGUUGGUUAUUUUAAAAAAAAGCAAACAAACAAAAAACCUACCCACAAAACAGUUCCUUAAUAAACUAAAUACUUAUCAGCUGUAUUUCAUAAAUGUUUCGAUCCAAGGGAGCACCAGUCCCUUGUGUUAUUGGUUGAAUGACCAUUGAUGAUGAUGAAGAGAGAGUUCUAUUUUCGUUAUGACAGUGCAUAUUCUUGGGGUGAGGGAUUUGAAUUCAUUUAUAUUUAUGAUGGAACUGUGUGCUCUGUAUCUGUCCAGCUGACUGCUACAGUAGCAAAAGUCUGAGAACACAAAAAUUGAAAGAGCAGGAGAAAGACCCAAAUUUAGUCACCUUUGCUACUUGUUGCAUAGGGAUCUUUUCCAAAACGUUAUUUCCUAAACAUUUUUGAACAUAAGGAAGUUUCUCCUAACAAAAGCAUCGUUUUGUGCUGUGUCUGUGUACUACUCAAAGUGUGUGCUAGGUUCACUUUGAUUUAGAUUCAAAUGAUCAGUGAAGAACAAUUUCCUUAGAAACUAGCCAGGCAGACUGGAGCAGAUGUUGCCAAAUACCCCGGGACUAUAACAUUGAAAGAGGUAUGUAUUGACACAAUAUGGCAGUGGGGUUUUUUAACUUUGAAACGUAAUUAUGGCACUUAAAGUAGUCUAUUGUUGAACACUUUGGUAGAAGUAUCCAGUUUGUCCUUAAGUGACAGCCCAAAUUUCCUUUCUGUGUCAGAAAGCUUUGCUCCCUUCCCCUGCCAGAUGCUGUAAUUUCACUAGUUUCUGUCUAAUGCAUCCUGCCUUUUCAGCAGGAGGCUGUGCAGCAGGGUGAAAGUAAAACUUCAGGGUAAUGUACCUUAGCAUUUACUACCAGGCUAUUUCAUGUAAAGAACUGAUGUGCCAUUUGUUUGCAUAUUCCGUAGAGUAAAAAUGACUGACCUUCCCCUGGCUUUUGGUGCAGGCGUGAAGUCCGAGUUCCACGUUUCUGAACUUGGGCUACCUGUGAUGCUGUUUGAGGGGUGCUGACUGUUGGGCUGAGCAGGAGAGUUACAGUCACGGUUACUGUAGAAUAAACCGCCAUCCUCUGCAACGCUUCAGCUUGGUUGUGAAUGGGAGGCUAAUUCUCCCAGUCUCACUAGUGGAUCGUUUAAUUUCAUUCCUCAAAGGAGUCACUGGAAAAGGGCUCUGAUCUGCGUUUCAGGUCUUAGGGAUGUGUCAUGCUGUCUCUGAAGUGAUGUAACAGAUACCUGUGCUGGGAUGGAUCUGGACCCUGCGUACCAUUUGCAUUUACUACGGCUGCGAGAGAGACUUCUCCCACCUCCCCCCUGCAGGUAGUUCCAGUAUCAAAGGGCUUUUCAGAGAGACUCUUGGCAAAGGGCCUUAUCUGAGCGCUGCUUUGUCUCUGUAAGAGGAAAGAUCUUCACACAGAGAAAGUUCUGGCUAAAAGGCAAUAGUGGGUAAAUGAUCUACAGAGAGAGGUCUGUUCUGUAGGAAUCACGCUGUUUGACAUCAUCUGGAGCCUCCCUGAGAGAGGGAGGAUAGCAAGGUGACAGAGCUACCCUAGAAGCUAUCAUGCACCGAGUUUGCACCCUCGUCCUCUAAACCCGUUUUUAAGGCGUCAGCUACAGUCUCCCUUUUUCAGCAUCCUCCUCUCCCUUGGGUAUGCAGUACUCUUGCCGUAGGGGGUUUUAAUAUCCAAUUAAGCUGCACCAGUAUGCACACCUUUAUGUUGUGUGACUGUUCUGCUUAGACAGUUGCGGUAAUUAGGAACAUCUAGUUAUUGUGCUGAGUGGGGUUAGCAAUCGGUGGGAUUUGUACCUGGAAAAGCAUAAUGGUGAAAGUGUUUUGAACAAAGGCCUGUUUAAUGGGAAAAGUAAAUGGCUGGUGAAAUGGAAACUACUAGGCUUAACUAAAAGGUUAUUAAAAAGAUACUUGCCUGGAAGGUUGA